AUGAGGGAAGUUCACUGGUCAUGUGUAGCGUGUCUGUUUCUAAUUGGUUUUAACGUCUGCUGGAUCCAGGAACUGAUGGAUUUAGGCAUUAGCGAUCUCAUUAUUUUCCGUCAUACAGGUGUCGGUGAUGUUGUUGUUGUCGGUGCUGCUGUAAAUGAUGUUGUUGUUGUUGAUGUUUAUGAUUAUAAUGAUGAUGACGACGAUGAUGCAGACGAUGCAGACGAGAACGAUAAUGAAGACGAUGGUUGCCUGUUGAGCAAUAAUUAUUGUUUUAAAACACAUUAA
Messenger RNA from Enterobius vermicularis (human pinworm), 285 nucleotides. The record is from the annotation of a GenBank genome assembly. Lineage: Eukaryota; Metazoa; Nematoda; Chromadorea; Rhabditida; Oxyuridae.